This is a messenger RNA of Nestor notabilis (Kea), 3864 nucleotides long. RefSeq names its product patatin-like phospholipase domain containing 6 (gene PNPLA6). The annotation marks the transcript as partial. The transcript has 32 exons. Gene Ontology annotation, biological process: phosphatidylcholine metabolic process. Gene Ontology annotation, cellular component: endoplasmic reticulum. NCBI's taxonomy places the organism in Eukaryota, Metazoa, Chordata, Aves, Psittaciformes, Psittacidae. The record is from RefSeq and is a predicted model, not a curated record. Gene Ontology annotation, molecular function: phosphatidylcholine lysophospholipase A1 activity.
AUGUCCCUGCAGGACGAGUCCGUGGUGGCGGCGAUGUCCCUGUUCUUCACUAAGGAGCAGCUCUCCACGGUGAGGACCCAGCCAGGGGACCCUAACGUGUCCCCAAGGGAUGGCGGAGCCCUGGAGCAGGAGUCCCCGAGGUACCGCUUCCGCAAGCGGGACAAGAUGCUCUUCUACGGGCGCAAGAUCAUGCGCAAGGUGUCCCAAUCCACGUCGUCCCUGAUGGACACGACCAUCUCCAGCGCCUCGCGCCCGCGCAUGAAGAGGAGGCUGAGGAUGUUCAACCUGGCCAGGAAGUUCCUGCACAUGCAGAAGGAGCUGCCCAAGCUGCAGAUGAAGGAGCCGUCGCCGGUGCUGCUGGAGGCCGACCUGAGCGAGUUCGACAUGGGCAGCUCCCACCUGCCCUCCGAGGUGCUCUUCAUGCUCAAGAACGUGCGGGUGCUGGGUCACUUUGAGAAGCCCUUGUUCCUGGAGCUCUGCAAGCACAUGGUAUUCCAGCAGUGCCAUCAAGGGGAAUACGUUUUCCGGCCAGGACAACCGGACUCCAGCAUCUACGUGCUGCAGGAUGGGAAACUGGAGCUGAUCCUCACCGAACCCGAUGGGAAGGAGACAGUGAUGAAGGAGGUGUUCCCUGGGGACAGCGUGCACAGUCUGCUCAGCAUCCUCGAUGUCCUCACGGGCCACCAGCGUCCGUACAAGACAGUGAGUGCCCGGGCAGCAGCAAACUCCACCAUCCUCCGGUUGCCAGUUGAAGCUUUCUCAACCAUCUUUGAGAACUACCCCGAGAGCUUGGUACGGGUGGUGCAGAUCAUCAUGGUGCGCCUGCAGCGAGUCACCUUCUUGGCUUUGCACAACUACCUUGGCUUGACCAAUGAGCUCUUCAGCCACGACAUGCAACCACCAAAGCUCUUCCCACAGCCCAGCCACACUGCCCGCACCAGCCCCGUCCGCCACGGCAAGCGCGGCCUUGGCCACAUGGAUGAGGGCCGGGAGCCAGGUAGGAGCUGGGAAUGGACUGAGCCACUGAAAGCUGGAGGCCUGGAGCCCCCCACGCCAACCAUGAGCCGCUGCAUCUCCAUGCCUGUGGACAUUGCUGGUAUCCAGAAGGGUCCUCGCUCUGACUUCGACCUGGCCUACGAGCGCGGGCGCAUCUCGGUGUCGCUGCAGGAGGACAGGACCAGCACCUUCCCCACCUUCUCCCGGUCCAUCUCCCAUGAGCCUAAGGAGCGCAAGACAGUGACGCUGGAGGAGCAACCAUCUGGUAUUUACCGCUACAGCUAUGGCAGGGAUGAGUCCACACCUAUGAACCCUCCCGUUGGACCAUACCAGGGCAGCCAGAGCAGCACCAUCUUGGAGACUGCCAAGCAAGAGCUGGGCAAGCUCAUGAAGUUGGAGGACCCUUCUCUCCUUGACAACCGUGUCCAGCUCUAUCGCGCCAAGGCCGGGGCAGUCAUUGCCUGUGAAGGGGAACAGGAUGCGAGCCUCUACUUUGUCAUCUGUGGCUGCCUGCAUGUGUACCAGCAGAUGAUUGACAAGGCUGAACACGUCUUCCUCUUCUUGACCCAACCUGGAGAGAUGGUGGGACAACUGGGCGUGCUCACCGGUGAGCCCCUCAUCUACACCAUCAAGGCCAACCGUGACUGCACCUUCCUCAAGAUGUCCAAGAUGGACUUCUACGACAUCAUGCGGGAGCAGCCCAGCGUGGUGCUGACUGUCGCCCACAUCGUGGUGGCUCGUAUGUCCCCUUUCGUGCGCCAGAUGGACUUUGCCAUCGACUGGAUGGCGGUGGAGGCCGGGCGGGCACUCUACAGGCAGGGGGACAAGUCGGACUGCACCUACAUCGUGCUCAAUGGGCGCCUCCGCUCCGUCAUCCAGAAGGGCAGCGGCAAGAAGGAGCUCGUCGGGGAGUACGGCCGGGCAGACCUCAUCGGGGUGGUGGAAGCCCUCACCCGGCAGCCUCGUGCCACCACGGUCCAUGCGGUGCGGGACUCGGAGCUGGCCAAGCUGCCUGAGGGCACCUUGAACAACAUCAAGCGCAGAUACCCCCAGGUUGUCACCCGCCUCAUCCACCUUCUGAGCCAGAAGAUCUUGGGAAGCCUUCAGCAGCUCCGCGGGCCCUUUGCAAGCUCUGGCUUGGGCAUGGCCUCCAGCUCGGAGCCCAUUAACCCCACCAGCAACCUCUCGACGGUGGCGGUGCUGCCGGUGUGUGACAGUGUCCCUGCUGUGGCCUUCUCACUGGAGCUCAAGCAUGCUCUCGACGCCAUUGGUCCCACUUUGCUCCUCACCAGCGACGUUCUCCGUAUCAACCUUGGCUACUUGGCGCUGGAAAGCAUCCAGGAGUACCGCCUGUCGGGGUGGUUGGCGCAGCAGGAGGACAGCCACCGCAUCGUCCUCUACCUGACUGACUCCACCCUGACCUCCUGGACCGUGCGGUGCAUCCGUCAGGCCGACUGCAUCCUCAUCGUAGGAAUGGGUGACCAAGAGCCAAUGGUGGGAAAGCUGGAGCAGACGCUGGAGAACACAGCAGUGCGGGCACUGAAGCAGUUGGUUCUCCUCCACCGUGAGGGUGGUCCCGGCCCUUCCCGCACCGUUGAGUGGCUCAACAUGCGCAGUUGGUGCUCGGGUCACCUCCACAUCAGGUGUCCCAAGCACAUCUUCACCCGACGGAACCCCGCCAAACUGCAGGAGACAUAUGAUAAGUUGUAUAAGAAGAAGGCCGACAUCCACAGCGACUUCUCCCGCCUGGCGCGUGUCCUCACCGGCAACACCAUCGCCCUUGUCCUGGGUGGUGGCGGAGCCAGGGGCUGCUCCCACAUUGGGGUGAUCAAGGCGAUGGAGGAAUCGGGGAUCCCCAUUGACAUGGUUGGUGGCACCUCCAUCGGCGCCUUCAUCGGGGCGCUCUACGCCGAGGAGCGCUGCGCCGACAGCACCAUGCAGCGGGCACGGGAGUGGGCCAAGUGCAUGAACUCAGUGUUUGCGACCGUCCUGGACCUCACCUACCCCAUCACGUCCAUGUUUUCGGGCUCAGCCUUCAAUGACAGCAUCAACAAGGUUUUCCAGGACAAGCAGAUCGAGGACCUGUGGCUGCCCUACUUCAACGUCACAACUGACAUCACGGCCUCGGCCAUGCGGGUGCACACGGAUGGCUCGCUCUGGCGCUACGUGCGAGCCAGCAUGACCCUUUCUGGGUACCUCCCACCACUCUGUGACCCCAAGGAUGGCAACUUACUGAUGGAUGGUGGUUACAUCAACAACCUGCCAGCCGACAUCGCCCGCAGCAUGGGGGCCAAGACCGUGGUGGCCAUCGACGUGGGCAGCCAGGAUGAGACAGACCUUUGCAACUAUGGGGACACUUUGUCUGGCUGGUGGCUCCUCUGGAAGCGCCUCAACCCCUGGGCUGAGAAGGUCAAGGUGCCUGACAUGGCAGAGAUCCAGUCCCGCCUGGCCUACGUGUCCUGCGUGCGGCAGCUCGAGGUGGUGAAGUCCAGCUCCUACUGCGAGUACAUCCGGCCCCCCAUCGACAGCUUCAAGACCAUGGACUUCGGCAAGUUCGAUGAGAUCUAUGAAGUUGGGUACCACCAUGGCAAGAUGGUCUUCGACCACUGGAGCCAGUACGACAUCAUUGAGAAGAUGGUGAAGGACCGGCGAUGGGCCGACUUCUGCGACAUCGAGCGUGUGGACGUGCUCAAGACUCACUUCAUUGACCUGGCUGAGAUGGUGUCGCGCAUCGAGCCGGCGCAGCCCUGUGCUGAAGAGGAGUCCGACGACAUCACAGACUAUGAGGAUGAGGAACUGGAGCCACCACAGGAUGAGGAGGAUGCGGCCGCCCCUUUGGAACCAGCCCCCACCGGCACCCCGGAGGCU